CGGGGUGAGAGACCACCAGCAGCAGCCAGCCAGACAUCUCUACCCCUCUCCCAGCCAGACCCCCCCCCAGCGGGGUGAGAGACCACCAGCAGCAGCCAGCCAGACAUCUCUACCCCUCUCCCAGCCAGACCCCCCCCCCAGCGGGGUGAGACCACCAGCAUGGAGGCCUCCUUUGGCCCCACCUUCUCAGCCGUGGUUCCUGGAGCUAAAACGGAAGCUUCCAGUACCUACAAACAGCAUCGCCGUACCCCCUCCUCCUCAAGCACCCUCACAUACUCACCACGAGACGAUGAGGACGGCAUGCUCCCCAUCAGCACCCCGAGGCGUUCUGACUCGGCCAUCUCAGUGCGUUCCCUCCACUCUGAGUCCAACAUGUCUCUCCGCUCAACCUUCUCUCUUCACGAGGACGACGACGACACGGAGCCCCUGGUGUUUGCAGAGCAGCCGUCAGUGAAGCUGUGUUGUCAGCUCUGCUGCAGCGUCUUCAAAGAUCCUGUCAUCACCACCUGUGGGCACACCUUCUGCAGGCGAUGUGCCUUGACCUCCGAUAAGUGUCCGGUGGACACAGCUAAGCUGACGGUGGUGGUGAAUAACAUAGCUGUAGCAGAACAGAUAGGAGAGCUGUUCAUCCACUGUAAAUACGGCUGCCGGCCCUUAAACACCACCCCCACGACCCCUACUGUCGCUGGGGCUAACGGGGCUGCUGGUGGGGCUGCUGCUAGUGGGGGUGGUGGGGGGACCCCUAAGAUGGGAGGACCAGGGAACUUUGAGGUGGAUCCGAUGGGCUGCCCCUUCACCAUCAAGCUCACCACACGCAAGGAGCACGAGGUGAGCUGUGACUACCGUCCAGUUCGCUGCCCCAACAACCCUUCCUGCCCCCCUCUGCUCAGCAUGAACCUGGAGGGACACCUUAAGGCCUGUGAACACAUCAAAUGCCCCCACUCCAAAUACGGCUGUACAUUUAUAGGUAACCAGGAUACGUAUGCAACGCAUCUGGACCUGUGUAAGUUUGAAGGGCUGAAGGAGUUCCUUCAGCAGACAGAUGACAGGUUCCAUGAGAUGCAGUUGACCCUGACCCAGAAGGACCAGGACAUAGCCUUCCUCAGGUCCAUGCUGGGGAAACUGUCUGAGAAACUAGACCAACUGGAGAAGAACCUGGAACUGAAGUUUGAUGUUCUGGAUGAGAACCAGAGCAAGCUGAGUGAAGACCUGAUGGAGUUCAGGAGAGAUGCCUCCAUGCUCAACGAUGAGUUGUCCCACAUCAACGCCAGACUCAACAUGGGCAUCCUGGGCUCCUAUGAUCCUCAGCAGAUCUUUAAAUGUAAGGGGACGUUCGUGGGUCACCAGGGACCCGUCUGGUGUCUGUGUGUCUAUUCUACAGGAGACCUGCUCUUCUCUGGAUCCUCGGACAAAACCAUCAAGGUCUGGGAUACCUGCACCACCUAUAAGUGUCAGAAGACUCUGGAGGGUCAUGAUGGAAUCGUGCUGGCACUGUGUAUACAGGGGAACAGACUGUAUAGUGGCUCAGCUGACUGCACCAUCAUAGUGUGGGACAUCCAGACCCUGCAGAAGGUGAAUACUAUCCGUGCCCAUGACAACCCCGUAUGCACGCUGGUGUCCUCCCACAACAUGCUGUUCAGCGGAUCCCUCAAGGCCAUCAAGGUGUGGGACAUAGUGGGGACAGAGUUGAAGUUGAAGAAGGAGUUAACAGGACUGAACCACUGGGUUCGUGCUCUGGUGGCCUCCCAGAACCACCUCUACAGUGGAUCAUACCAGACCAUCAAGAUUUGGGACAUCCGUUCUCUGGACUGUGUUCAUGUCCUCCAGACCAGCGGGGGCAGCGUCUACUCCAUCGCUGUCACAAACCAUCACAUCGUCUGUGGCACCUACGAGAACCUCAUUCACGUCUGGGAUAUAGAAUCUAAGGAGCAGGUGCGUACCCUAACUGGUCAUGUGGGGACCGUGUACGCUCUAGCAGUCAUCUCUACACCAGACCAGACCAAGGUGUUCAGCGCCUCAUAUGACCGCUCACUCAGGGUGUGGAGCAUGGAUAACAUGAUCUGUACCCAGACCCUCCUCAGACACCAGGGGAGUGUGACUGCUCUGGCCGUCAGCAGGGGGCGCCUCUUCUCCGGAGCCGUAGACAGCACCGUCAAGGUUUGGACAUGUUAGGUUGCGGUCGAGGAGAUCAGCUUUAUGUUCCAACCUCAGUGGACCACCCUGUGUCAAACGGACCAUACG
Messenger RNA from Coregonus clupeaformis (lake whitefish), 2241 nucleotides. RefSeq names its product TNF receptor-associated factor 7 (gene traf7). The record is from RefSeq and is a predicted model, not a curated record. Gene Ontology annotation, molecular function: protein binding. Gene Ontology annotation, cellular component: nucleolus. Gene Ontology annotation, biological process: ribosomal large subunit assembly; Notch signaling pathway. The transcript has 20 exons. NCBI's taxonomy places the organism in Eukaryota, Metazoa, Chordata, Actinopteri, Salmoniformes, Salmonidae. Bases 160 to 2172 code for a protein of 670 amino acids.